Messenger RNA from Eutrema salsugineum, 2163 nucleotides. RefSeq lists its product as uncharacterized. Bases 707 to 2020 code for a protein of 437 amino acids. NCBI's taxonomy places the organism in Eukaryota, Viridiplantae, Streptophyta, Magnoliopsida, Brassicales, Brassicaceae. The transcript is spliced from 2 exons. The record is from RefSeq and is a predicted model, not a curated record.
GAUCCGGAUCACCAUAGACAUAAGAAAGACAAAACAGAGGAUUACCAGAUUCCGAUAGCAACACAUCAGAGUAGUUCAAAGUUGGAGUAUUUACAAAGUCCAACUCAACCUUGUCAUUCCAAAAAACAGCCAUUCCACCACUCAGCCCAUCAGAAGGCAACACAAAACUGUGGGGAAAUCCAAGCUCCGAUGCUAAAUGAGAGACGUACUGUAUAGUUAUAUAAAUAUAUAAAAUUUAUGUCGUUCUAGGCCUUUAUGUCGUAUGUCAGAUCCAGCGAACCCUCACAAACUUCGCCGGCGAUCUGGUUCUCCACCCUCCAUCUGCUUCUCAUGCAAAGGCCACCAAGAGCGUGGCUAUGUGUGGCAAAGGUACCAUUAAUAUUGUUAUAUUUGUGAUUUGUAAUUUCACAGAGGUUGUCACGUUCUUGCUCUAAAAAUCAGACACCCUUUUCACCUUCCCCACCCUCUCAUCCUAACCCUCUAAAAAAACUCAGAUUUUGAUACCUCUAAGAUCUCUAUCAGUUGGAGUUUAAAGUAUGCUGAUUCUGAAUCAGAAGACUAUGACUGCGAUUCAUCUAAAGUCAAAGUUCUUGACAAUGGUUCAGAUGAAACUCAUCAAAAAUGCAAUUUUUGUCGGCAAAAACUUGUCGGCAAAGAUUCAUCAUUCUUCUAUCAUUGUUCUAUUUGCAAUUUCAGCCUACACUGGAUGUGCACAGUGAAUCCCCCACCUCUCACUAUUGAAAACCUAAAAACCCAUCAACAUACUCUUACCCUCUUUCCUAGAGGAGUCCCUUUGCCAUGUGAUGCUUGUGGCUUCUCUCUUGAUGCUAUUUUUGAUCAAGUUUACUCUUGCCUACUCUGUAACUACGUGAUCCAUAGGAGAUGUAUCUACUUACCUCGUGUCAUUAAGCUCACCCGUCACCUACAUCGUCUCUCUCCCACUUCCUCUAUUGUUCCUUAUUCUGGUGUGUCCCCUUGCGGAGUUUGUCACAAACCCGUAGACGUCAACUACGGGAAAUACUCUUGCAAUAAAGGAUGCGACUAUGCUAUCCAUUCGAAAUGUGCAACAAAGACUCAAGUGUGGAAUGAGAUAGAUCUUGAAAGAGUGCCGGAGGAAGAGGAAGAAGUUCUUGAACCAUUUGUGAGGAUCGAUGAAGAGACUAUACAACAUUUUAGUCAUGAUCAUCAACAUCUAAAGAUUCAGGGGAAUGACAACCGCGGCGACCAUGAAAAUAAGUUUUGCCAAGCUUGCGUCCUUCCGAUGACAGUGUCAGAUCGCUUCUAUAGCUGCAUCUAUUGCGACUUUGUCCUCCAUGAAGCAUGCACAUCCCUUCCUCGCAAACAACACCUUCCCGUACACAAACACUCGCUCACCCUCUUCCAUCCUUCUUCUAGCCCCCCUCGCAGACAACACAAUCUCGUGUUUAAUUAUCAGUGGCUAGGUCUCUUCUAUUGCAACGGAUGCAGACGAAAUUGUUGUGGUUUCAUGUACAAGUGCACCGAAAAUAAGUGUGACUAUCAACUGGGUGUAAGUUUUACCCAAGAUGAAAGGAGGGAAUGUUUGGGUUGCUGGUCUCACUGCUCAAGUGAGUACUUGGAAUGUAUCAAAUGCAACUUUGUUUUAGGUUUUAAAUGUGCUACGUUGCCUUCCUUGGUACACUACAAGCAUGAUAAACAUCCACUCACUCUUUGCUGCGGAGAAAAAGAGACCACGAAUCUCAAAUAUUGGUGCGAGAUCUGUGAAGAGGAAUUAGAACCAUCGGCAUGGUUCUACACAUGUAACUCUUGUUUAGUCACUCUUCACGUCACAUGUUUAUUGGGAAAUGAGAUCUACUUCAAGCCAAACCAUGGCAUCAGACGUAAAAUAGAUUCAGAUAAGGUUGAUAUUGCACGCAACAAUGGUCAUACUAGACCAGCGUGUGAUUUUUGUCAGGGUCGUUGCGUGGACACUUUGGUAUUCAAGGAGUCAAAUAGAACCUUUUGUACUUGGGUUUGUGCCUUACAAUCAUUGAAUUCGUAGUUUUAGUUUUUGUACUGUGGGUCAGAUGGAAUUUUUUUCUUCUAUAUUUGUACUUUUAUGUUUUGGGUUUCUAAUGUAUCUAAUCCUGUUAUCGGAAUGAGUGUUGUAUUCAAAGUUCUGAGGUCCUGAGAUGACGAAGAAAA